UGAAAAAUGUCAUUACAUUCAUCACCAAGGAGACUUAGAGAGUUUGAUAGUGUCAGUGGCACUGCAGAGAUUUCUUCUCAACAGAAUCCGAAUGAUUCAGAAGUUGUUCAAGAUGAAGACUUCAGAAAUUUGAGAGCAGCUAUUACUGAUCUAUAUCUAGAUGUAAAAAUUCGAAGCUCUGACGAUAUUGAUAAUUAUAACACUCCUCAGUUUGAUAAAGAAAAAGAUAGGCUCAAGCAACUCAAUCUCUCUACUAUUGUCAGUUAUAUUAAAGCCUCGAUUGAAAUAUUAAUGAAUAUGAAGCUAGACGAAUCAGAAUAUAAGCUUCGAGAGUCUAAAUAUCAUCCCUCUUCAAAGCCAUAUUUUCGGAGAGAGGACAAACCUGUUGAGGAGAGUAAAAUUUCAAGCAACUCCCAAUACGAUGUCAAUCGAGAGUAUGAAAUCGCAAUUCAAAAAUUAGAGGCUGAUAUUCGAAACCACAUACGAAUAGAGCAACAAUUAAAACUUCAUAUUGAAUCUGUUCAUUCUAAGAUAGAAGAAAUUGAAGAGAGAUGGCAUCAGGCUGAAUCUGACAAGAUCCACCAACAGAGAAGGUUUGACCAAGAGCUUUCCAAACUGAAAGAUAGCCUACUUCAGAAAUAACAGGACGAUCUCCCAGCUAACUGCUGAUUUAGAGAAUGAAAAGAAAACUUCUUCUGAAAAGUCUUGUAAAAUCGAAAAGUUUGAAGCUAAAAUAAAAGAAGUUGAACAGAGGUACAUCAAAGACAUUAUGAUCCUCCAAGGCGAGCUUUCAAAGCUAAAGGAAGAAGAAGGCUAUAAAACAAUGUUCAACUCAAACCCUCACAAUCUGACAGCUCAUUCACAAAGAAAGUUGUCAAAGGCUAUAAAACUGCUAUCUUCGAAUUGCACUCCAAUAAAUGUUAAUCGGGAGUCUCAGAAUGGAUUUAAGAAUCACAAGAAAUUAAGCAUAAGUAAUGGAAACCAUUUUAACAAGAUCAAGUUUCAGGAGCCAAAGACCAGUAAGCUUACCAAGAAUCGGCCUAAAGGUGAAAUCCAAAGAAAUCUUCUCAAGGGCUAUAUCAAAAGUAAAGGAGAUAAAGAGACUAGCUCUGGGAUCCUGGAGCUUUCUACGAGGACUCCUGAUAAAACUAAUACUGAGGUAUCUCCUUACAUGGUGGACAUGUAUCGUAAAUAACAGCAAGCCAUACAAUGAGCAAUUGAGCCACAAGAUGAGAUCAAGUAGCAACUGAUUGAAGUAUUCAAAGGCCAUGAAAUUAAAUACGAAUGAUUCUCCAAUGAAGUCUUCCAGAAAGACAAUGUUAAAGAAACAUAAGAAGUCAAAAUCACAAACUUCAAUUGGUGGAUUAAAAAGUAUGGACCAUCGGAAUUCUGGGGUAUUCUUUCAAGGUUCUGAUAAAUUGAAGAAAAUGGAAAGGAAGAACAGCCAAAAACCCCAACAUUUUCAUGAUAAUAAUAAUAGAUCUAAUAAACAUAAGCGACAUUUAACUGAUCCAAGGGUUUCAGUAAUUUCUAUACAAAAGAAUUUGUAUAAUACUUAUCACAGUAAAAAGAAAUCUUUGAAAAACCAACAGCUAGAUAAGAAAAAGAAGAAGUAUUCAUCCAAAGAAAGUAUUAGCACUGUGAGACAUUGAAUUUCCAAAGAAAACCCUGAUUCUGGGGUAUAUUACCAACAAUCUAGUAGGAAAGCUCCUCCUAAUUCCAUCAUUGGCAGUAUAUUCUCUGCAAAUGAUUUCUCAAAUAUGAGUCAAAUGAAGUCAUCUGGCAGUUCAUUUUUAAAUAAGCACCAAAGGCGUUGUGUGUCUUCAAUAGGGUGCUAUCUCAAAGACGAUCGACCAAACCCUGGUAACAGUUUCAACAGGUACCCUUCGGAGAUGUCUGGCACUAAGAUUGAAGUAAAGGCUAAGCAAAACAGUAGCAUGGUCUAACUCUGGGUCUAAUUAAACAGAAUA
This is a messenger RNA of Moneuplotes crassus, 1970 nucleotides long. Lineage: Eukaryota; Ciliophora; Spirotrichea; Euplotida; Euplotidae. The record is from the annotation of a GenBank genome assembly.